Molecule: messenger RNA, 912 nt
Organism: Wickerhamiella sorbophila
Lineage: Eukaryota; Fungi; Ascomycota; Dipodascomycetes; Dipodascales; Trichomonascaceae
Product: Mitochondrial nuclease
Exons: 1
Coding region: 1-912 (303 amino acids)
Biological process (GO): apoptotic DNA fragmentation
Cellular component (GO): mitochondrial inner membrane; nucleus
Molecular function (GO): metal ion binding; RNA endonuclease activity; nucleic acid binding
Source: RefSeq, a predicted model, not a curated record
AUGCUCUGGGGAAAAAACUCACAGACGCAAACGCAGACUGCCACGGCCGUUCCUGCCACGCCGGAACAGCUAUCUGAAGCAUCCAACCAGCUCAACAAGUCGCUCGUAGACCCAGCUGGGUAUUUCAGCCGUUACGGCUACCCAAUUCCUAUUCACGAUGUCGCCAGUCGCCAGGAGUUCAUCACCUGCUUUGAUCGCCGCACAAAGAACCCCGCGUGGGUUAUUGAGCAUUUGACUGUAGCAAGCAGAACUUCUCGAGGUGGAGAUCGCGGAAAUUCGGUCUUCAAGGAGGACACUGCGAUCCCUGAAAAGUUCAGAGCCCGCCUGGCAGAUUAUUUCAGAUCAGGAUACGAUAGGGGCCACCAAGCGCCCGCUGCCGAUGCCAAAUUCUCGCAGCAGGCCAUGGACGAGACGUUUUAUCUAACAAACAUGGCACCACAGGUUGGAGAUGGGUUCAAUCGCGACUACUGGGCUCAUUUCGAACGGUUCUGCCGCAACCUCACAGACACUUACUCUUCUGUUCGCAUCAUUACCGGACCUUUGUACCUCCCCAAGCGCCAUCCUGACGGGAAAUGGAGAGUCACCUACGAAAUGAUCGGAAACCCGCCCAAUGUUGCCGUGCCUACCCAUUUUUUCAAGAUUGUCGUCGGUGAAGAUCCCAUCCAGCCCAGCCUGCCCCGGCAUGGUGCGGCCGUAGGCGCCUUUGUUCUUCCCAACGAGCCGAUUUCGAACUCCACUCCUCUCAAAUCUUUCUACGUGCCCAUUGAUGCAAUUGAGCGCUCAUCCGGCGUGGAGUUCAUGCCCAAACUCCCCGAGAACCAGCGCCGUGAUUUGUGCCGAGAGAUCAAAUGCGACGUCGAGGUCAUAGAGUUCAACAACGCGGUUAAAAGCCUUCCUGCACCGAAAAAGUAA